Molecule: messenger RNA, 2206 nt
Organism: Hydractinia symbiolongicarpus
Lineage: Eukaryota; Metazoa; Cnidaria; Hydrozoa; Anthoathecata; Hydractiniidae
Exons: 14
Coding region: 71-2116 (681 amino acids)
Molecular function (GO): metallopeptidase activity
Source: RefSeq, a predicted model, not a curated record
GACUGAUACACUCCAACAUCACACACACAUUUUUAUCACUUCGCAACGAGAAAACUGAAAGGCUAAAAAGAUGUUGCAAGAAAUUAUCUUGCUGCUUGUACUAGCGCAGAUUUUUGAGAAAGGGUCGGUUUCAGCAGAAAAUCCGAGAGCAGAUUUAUUCAACUUAGCUGCAUUCAAGAAUGUACCUGCCAAUGUGCGGUUAUCAGUUAAUCAAAUCUUAAACAGUCCAUUUGGUUCGUUACGAUCUGGCAGUGUAUCAGAUGAUCAUGAUUGUGAAAAAAUCACUUCAGUACCAAGACAUCUGACUUUUAUCACGAGACAUAGAUUUUACACAAAGUAUACACAUGCGUAUAACAUUCCAAUUAUUAGUUCUAAUCAAGUGUCUAAUAAAGCUUUGACAAGGGCGUGUCAUAUCGUCCGUUUCCUAUUUGCCGACAGACGAGACGUGAGACAAAGUCUAUACAGAAACUUUGGACGAUUUGGAGUAAUUGGCCUGAGAGAACACACAACAACCAUUCCAGAGUUUAGCCAUCUCCCAAGCUGGUACAAUCAACGUGCACGUGGUUUGGGCGGAGUUCUUGGAAGACCUAUAUCAACUGGUGGAGAAGAGAAUUUAUUAUGCUUGAGACAAGAUCGAUAUUAUGGAGACGACAUUUUUUUUCACGAGGCUGCACACAAUGUCGCUGAAGUAGCCUUACGAGGUAACGGUAUACCUGGUAUGUACAGUCGUAUCGUGAGAGCAUACAACAAUGCCAAGCGAAGAGGAUUGUACAGAAAUACCUACUCAAUGACAGAUUCUAGGGAAUAUUUUGCAGAAGGGAUGCAAAGCUUUUUUAACAACCAUCCAGAUGCCAGGCCACCAAAUGGUAUUCACAAUCACGUGAACACAAGAGCCGAGCUAAGAGAGUACGAUCCUACAUUAUACAGAAUCAUCAAAGAGGCGUAUCCAUGCAUGAAUACCUAUUACACAUGUACAAAUAACCAAAGAAACAUGAGAAGCAAUUGCGAUGGAAGUACUAGAGGAAAAACAACGCCAACGAAAAAGGGUACAACAAAAAAAACUCUUCCAACGGAGUGCGUUACAACAUGGGAAACAGUCAGCAAUGUGAAUCAAAACUGCUACGAUCGCAACAUUUAUUGCACGUCUUGGGCAAGGCAAGGUUAUUGCAGAUCAAGCUGGGCUUAUAUGAAAUCCAAUUGUUGCAAAUCUUGCAAUGGAGGCGCACAAGCAGCCGGAACUUGUCGAGAUCAAUCAUCAUAUUGUCCCUUUUGGGCAUCCCGUGGAGAAUGCAACAGAAAUCCAAGGUAUAUGAAAGUAUCUUGUAAAAAAAGUUGUAAAGUAUGCUCGGAAAAGAAAAAAGUUGUUAAAUGUCGUACUGUUACUCCACCAUCACCGUCGACAACUGUGAUGACACCACCGUUGCCAACCACACAAGAACUUGUAACACCACCUCUUCCUGGAACAACAACAAACGCACCAAACACCCCGCCUCUGCCCGGUACAACAGAAGCACCAAAUACACCGCCUCUACCCGGAACAACAAAAGCACCAAACACACCACCUCUUCCCGGAACAACAGAAAAGCCAAACACACCACCAGUUCCAACAGAUAUUGGUCCACCACCUGUUCCAAAAAAAUGUGAAACUCCUGUUGCAGCUGGUAUCGAAAAUAAACGCGUUCCUGAUGGAGCAAUGACUGCUUCUUCCAGUGUGAACAAAUGGCACGGUCCACACCAAGCACGCUUAAAUUUAAAGUCAAGUCGUAAAGGUGUUGGCGCGUGGUGUGCAGGCAUACAAGAUAAAAAUCAGUUUCUGCAGGUUGAUUUGGGAAUCAUGAAGACUGUAAAAAAAUUAGAUGUACAAGGUCGCGACUCACCUUAUGCUAAGUACGUUACGAAGUUUAACAUUGAAUACAGCGAGGAUAAUAUUUCUUGGGUUCCUUACGUGGAUGAUCUAGACUUCAGUAAAGCGAAGGUUUUUGCUGGAAACACAGAUACCAAAUCAGUUAAAAGCAUCGAAUUCGACUACCCCUUUAUUGCACGUUAUAUUCGCAUCAAGCCUCAAGAGUGGAAAAAUCUGAUAUGCAUGAGAAUCGAAGUAUAUUAUUGCUCGUAAAAUACGAAAGAGAGAGUCACAUAUUUGUAAAUUUUAUAUAAUCUUUAUAUUAAACAAACAGAAACAAAAUACCAGCGGGUUACUGGAAUA